AUGUGGUGUGUCAUAUCAGGAAAGUGUUUAUACCAGCGUUCGUUGAAUGUUGACGAACUGCAUUUAUUCUCACAAAUAAAUAAAACUUAAACAAUACCGUCCACGGCAGGUACCUAGGAAUGGGAUGAGGCACCGGACCCCAUUUCACUACGGUUUCAAUGAGGUUAAUUAAUAAGGAUUAUUAACCUGACGUGGUUUUUUUUUUUUAGACAAAUCGCAGGUUGCUGUGAUAAAUAUAACUGGCCAUGGAUUGGUCACGGUCGGACACGGAGAGACUACUAGCUGUGUUUGUGGGGUUUCUAAGUAUGAUUACUUCGGGAUCCACCUAUGCAUUUGGAGCUUUCACUAACGCCGUGAAGUCUCACUUUAACUACACACAGUCAGAAGUUGAGUUCCUCAGCUCUAUGCCAAACAUUGGGAUCUCGUUUGCUUUCCCUGCUGGCAUUAUUAUCGAGAAAUUUGGUCCUCGGUGGUCUACGCUUUGCGGCGCCAUCUUUUCUUCCCUCGGCUAUGGCUUGCUGUACAGUACAACAUUGCAGCAACAUUUCUACCACACAAAAGCCUGGCUCCAAUGCGUCUACUUCUUUAUUGCAGGCUUUGGAGCAACAUUUUUCUACAUGACACCGCUCGCAAUUAACAUGGGAAAUUUUCACCCUAAACACAGGGGUAAAGUAGUGGGGGUGAUGGAUGCUUCGUUCAGUGCUGGGCCCGCUAUUUUUGCUGCCAUUUAUGGAACAUUAUUUGUAAAAGGACACGUUAACGAUGAAGAAAAUCAAGAUUUAAAAGGCUUUUAUUUCCUCAACAUCAUCUGUUCAGUGGCUGUUGGUGCGCUAGCACUUAUCUUCAUAAAGCGCAUUUCCUAUGAGUUUGACCUGGAAGUGACAUGUAUUGUUGAUAAUGAUUUGAACAGCGAUCCUGUUUUACCGAAAUAUGAAAAUAUUUCCCAUAGAGAAAUAAGUGGCUUGAAACUUCUUAACAGAUUCGAUUUCCAUUAUUUGUCAUGGGCAUGUUUCAUUUGCGCAGGGUUACAGCUGAUGUUCCAAAACAAUCUUGGAACAUACCUGAAGUCUUACGGAUUUGAAAGCUACACGACGCUUUUUACUACUUUAAAUCCAAUCGCAGCCAUCUUCUCUAAAUUUUUCGCGGGAUUUCUAUCAGACGCCAUUGCGGAAUGGGUGCCAAGAUCUGUUGUCUUGCUCACAUUCAACCUUGCGCAGACUAUAGAUCUUGUCCUAUGUAUAUUCUUUGCUAAUAACUUUUCCCUUUUUUUAAUCACUGACAUCAUCAUAGGGUUCGCUAACGGCGCCGUCUGGUGCCUGACGCCGACUAUGAUCAGCGAGUUUUAUGGAAUGAACAAUUUUAGCCGAAACUGGGGCUUUAUAAUGCUUGGGAACGCUGUUCUGGGACUGGUUUACCAGGAGACCUUUGGCGUUCUUUACGAUGUUAACACCAAAGAAACCAACCAGUGCUAUGGCCUGCACUGUUUUACCUGGAGUUUUGUCAUUAUUGCUGUGUCCAGUUUUUGUGCAUCCAUUUUGAAUAUUGGAUUACUACAGAAAAAGAUAGACGAGAAAAAACACGACGGGGAAUUCCCUAAAGCAGAAUUGUGCUGUUUAUAAAUAAUCUAUUUAAAAUCUAAAAAAAAGUUGUUUAUUAGGGUAUAUGAUGUUACAUUUAUGUACGGUAAUAGAUUUAAGAUUUAUCCAUUCCUUCUACAAAAUGACUGAUCAAAACAAAUUUGAUGACUAUAGAAAAUUUAAAAAAAAAAUUAAAAGUAAUGGAACUUUGUGUAAAA
Molecule: messenger RNA, 1795 nt
Organism: Magallana angulata
Lineage: Eukaryota; Metazoa; Mollusca; Bivalvia; Ostreida; Ostreidae
Exons: 3
Coding region: 246-1619 (457 amino acids)
Biological process (GO): transmembrane transport
Cellular component (GO): membrane
Molecular function (GO): transmembrane transporter activity
Source: RefSeq, a predicted model, not a curated record